This is a messenger RNA of Hippocampus comes (tiger tail seahorse), 3685 nucleotides long. It is a transcript of the gene tmem64, whose product is annotated as transmembrane protein 64. The transcript is spliced from 3 exons. Gene Ontology annotation, biological process: positive regulation of osteoclast differentiation; positive regulation of bone resorption; regulation of cytosolic calcium ion concentration. Bases 597 to 1622 code for a protein of 341 amino acids. NCBI's taxonomy places the organism in Eukaryota, Metazoa, Chordata, Actinopteri, Syngnathiformes, Syngnathidae. Gene Ontology annotation, cellular component: endoplasmic reticulum. The record is from RefSeq and is a predicted model, not a curated record.
UGUGGUCACGUGCGAGGCAGUUGCUAUUUGCUUGGCAUCUGGCACACAAACAGCAGCACUUGGAACAACAAGAACAAGUACAUGGAGCAGCAACGGCGGAGAAUGACGUUCUCGUGUUGACGACAGGAAAAAACCCAAAGGAUAAAGAGCGUGUUGUGUAGUAUUGGAGGGCAUUUUGACGAAAUGUCUACGGCGGCGUAGGAACUUUAGCCCCGCGGCGAGCCAGGUAUUAGCUAGCCGUGCCGUGAUUUAACGCGAUUACGCUGGACAGGGUGAGUGUUAACAAACACGUGUCUCCAUGUUCCCCCCUCAUUUCUUCGUUAUUUUCUGCCGUCCAAUGAUCGUGCCAUGAUCCCUCGAACGUGUACGGGUCAUGGUCCCCGCAGGGGUGAUGACGUCACGACCACGCCCCCCAGCACCUGAGAUUUUAUUUUAUUUUUUUUAAACAUCAGGACAAUUCAUGUUUGUUAUUGGCCACGAAUGAUGUCCGUGAAUUCCAGUUUUCAUCUAGUAUGAAUGAAAAAGAAGCCAGCUGGUGAACGGUGACAGGUGGAGUCCCGGCUGGCUGCCGCCCGCUUCCGUUUGGAGGGCCAACAAUGUCGCUGUCGGGGUCCCCCCCUGGUGCGCAGCUGCUCUCAAAACUUGCCAAACAUGCUGCCGGCAGGGCACAUGUGCAGCUCAACCGAUGGCUGCACAGGAGCGGUGGUGGUGGUGACGAGUGCGACAAGAUGGACAUGCUGGCGUGCGGCGGGGACUCAGACGCUGACCCCGAAGCGGCGGGCGGGCUCAGCGGGGAGUCCCGGCACCCAUGUUUGGUCACCCCCUUCUGCCUGAAAAGCGCCCUCCUGGUGUGCAUCCUUACCGGGCUGUGUUUCUCCUCUGUGGCGCUGGUGCGCCAACACCUGAAGGACCUCCUGCUAUGGGUAGAGGGCCUGGACAGCCUGGCGGGGGCGCUGCUCUUCGUGGUGGGCUUCAUCGGCGUGUCCUUCCCAUGCGGCUGGGGCUACAUCGUGCUCAACGUGGCGGCCGGCUACCUGUACGGCUUCGUGCUGGGCAUGGGGCUGGUCAUGGUGGGCGUUCUGAUCGGCACCUUCGUGGCGCACCUGGCGUGCAAGCGGCUGCUGACGGACUGGGUGCUGCACAAGGUGGGCAGCAGCGAGCAGCUGAGCGCCGUCAUCCGCGUGGUGGAGGGGGGCAGCGGACUCAAAGUUGUGGCCUUAGCGAGACUCACCCCCAUUCCCUUUGGACUCCAAAAUGCAGUUUUCUCUAUCACUGACGUGUCCUUGCCAAACUACCUGGUGGCGUCCUCGGUGGGCCUGCUGCCCACCCAGCUCCUCAACUCCUACCUGGGCAGCACGCUGCGCACCAUGGAGGAUGUCAUCGCCGAGCAGAGCGUGAGCGGCUACUUCGUCUUCGGUCUGCAGAUCGUGAUCAGCAUCGGUCUGAUGUUCUACGUGGUGCACCGCGCUCAGGUAGAGCUCAACGCCGCCAUUGCCGCCUGCCAGAUGGAGUUCCGAUCGUCGCACACAAACGGUUUGUCGUCGUCGUCCUCCAACCACGUCGGAUUCACGUACUGCGGCAAACGUUUGGCGGCGGCGGCGGCUAUCGUCAACGUGGUGUGACCUUCCUUGGCCUGCCGCUGGCACGGACCAAUGCCGUUGGACUUCGCACUCGGAGGAAGAAAUGCGCGGUAGGUUUUUUUUUUUCAGAGGGCGGGGGGGUUAACGAUGGAGGGACCUCAAGAGAUGUCAACGAAAUAACACUUUGAAUGUCAACUUGAUUUGUUUUUAAGUGUCAAAACAAAUGGCCACCUAUGCACCUUCUUUCCUACGUCGUCAGGCUCGCUUUGUGUCGUCAACUGAAAACAAAACGUAAUAACGAGACCAGUAUUUUACGUAAUCCUAAUAAUAAGGGCAUUGUUCAUAUUUUGUGACUUUGUAGUUGAGUGCUUUUGAGUUAAGUGUCUUACUUUUGGGACGGCGACUCUUGGUUGAGACAGAAAACUCAGGAAUGUUGGAAGUGUGCAAAAAGAAACCUUUCCGGUAAAUUUUGAACAUUAAAAAAAAACUGUUCAUUUUAACAUCUAAGUUGAAAUUCCUUUCCUUUUUUUUAAGAGUGCAGUUCAUUCCAGAAUGUUGUUGGGAAUGUCGGUAACUAAGCUAAAGGGAAUUUUUUAUUUUAUUAUUAUUAUUUUUUUAUGUGCCAUCAUUUGUUUGUUUACAUUUUUUCUAAAUGUGAAGCGACUGAACCCGUGCAGGCUCUGCACGCAUUUACAGUGCAUUUACAGUAGAAGGAACUGCAAGAUCUCCACUUGCUGAUGAUAUCAAGUUUGGGCCUGGAAAAAAAAACUCCAAAGGAGUUUUAGGACCAUCAUAAAGUUAUGAGAAUAAAGUCAAAGAAUGUAGUUGUGAUUACGAGAGUGAAGUCUUUGUAGAAAAAAGCAACUCAGCAUUUUAUGGGAAAGAACGUUGUAAUAUCAUGAAUAAAGUUGUACAUUUAAACGAGAAGCCUCAUAAUAUUGUGAGAGCAAAGUUGUAGUUUUACCAGAAACUUUACAGGAGUUAGUAGUUUGUCGUUUUAGUCGAGAAUUUUAUGCGUGAACCGUGAGGGGAAACGUCAAGCAGGUAAUUCACAAGGACGAAAAUCGUACUGCUACAAGUUUUACACUCAUUAAAAAAAGAAAAAGAAAAAAUAAACAAAAUCGUAAAAUUGAAUAUGUCAUAAAUGUACGUGUGGAGAAAAAAAAAAGUCAAAUGUAACAAAAAUACGAUUACUUCUUAGGACUUUGAUCUCAAGAUCAUGAGUUCUUUGACAUUUUAUUUCUGUUCCGCUCUGAUAUUGCUUCUUUCGGGCAGGGGGUUGAGGACCGGAAGUUACUGCGUUUACCUCAAUACCCUCACAUUUUGACAUAUUCUUUUAUUUCAUUUUGUGGUACUGACAAAAGGCUGACAAUCAACACAGGCACUUCAAAAAAUAAAGAAAUGAAUGUGCAAAUACGCCACCCCCCCCAAAAUUAUUCAUGUUUUGACAUGAUCGCAAAGUGGUGUAGAUGACACACAAGGGCUCCUCCAUGACAUAUCCAUCUUUUAUUUUGACGCUUUUAUUUAUGAUUGCUCGCUGAUUGAGGCGGGCCCCGCCUGUCUUGACGUUAGCAAUAAUAUUUUACAAAGCCUCAUGCAAAAAAAAAAAAGUUAGACACUGAUUUCAUAAAACGAAUUGUGGAGGGUGCCCACAUUCCCGAGUUUGCGUUUGCCUUGUUUGCGUCCCGCUCCCAAAUGAAUAUUAAUGAGCCGUGUGAUGAUGUCACAACACCUUGUGAUUAGCAUGCACAGGAGAAAAAAAAACAAACAUGUAUUUAUGACUUUUUAACUGACAAGUGCAAAGUAUUUGAUUUUUGGUGGUAUCGAUGCAAAACAAAAAAUUGGAAGGAGGGGAGUGGGGACUGUCUGGAAAUUUGUCUUAGUUAUGCAACAAGUGACUCAAAGGGAAGACGACGCUUCCCUGGUCGGUAUUAAGUGCAUUACUGUACACACAUGCUGUAUUUUCUUCUACACACACACACACAAUUUGACAGUGCAUAAAUAUACAGCACGUACAUAUAUACGCGGAUAUCGAUGCACAGCGUGACGCUUUGUUCAGUGUUAUUUAUGAGACAGAGAAAGAUAUUAAAAUGGCUUUUAUUACA